This is a messenger RNA of Daphnia carinata, 1970 nucleotides long. It is a transcript of the gene Sec61alpha, whose product is annotated as protein transport protein Sec61 subunit alpha. Gene Ontology annotation, molecular function: transmembrane protein transporter activity; ribosome binding; signal sequence receptor activity. Lineage: Eukaryota; Metazoa; Arthropoda; Branchiopoda; Diplostraca; Daphniidae. Gene Ontology annotation, cellular component: Sec61 translocon complex; membrane. The record is from RefSeq and is a predicted model, not a curated record. Gene Ontology annotation, biological process: SRP-dependent cotranslational protein targeting to membrane, translocation; post-translational protein targeting to membrane, translocation. The transcript has 5 exons. The coding region runs from base 183 to 1613 and encodes 476 amino acids.
GUGGAACUAACUGUCAGACAGGUUACUGCACAGUUGAACAAGUCAAGUCCACAGGAACGCCAGCCGGCGUUUCAUUCACCCGAUUUUGUGAAGAGAAUAUUUUCUUCAUCGUCAAUUAAGAAAAAAGUUCACAAUUUCUUUUUGCACAUUUUGACGCCACCACCGUUUAUUACUUCACCAAAAUGGGCUUCAAAUUCCUGGAAGUCAUCAAGCCUUUCUGCAGCAUCCUGCCUGAAAUCGCCAAACCAGAGCGAAAGAUUCAGUUUCGUGAAAAGGUGCUAUGGACAGCCAUCACUCUACUCAUCUUUCUUGUCUGCUGCCAGAUCCCCCUCUUUGGCAUCAUGAGCUCAGACUCUGCCGAUCCCUUCUACUGGAUCCGUGUCAUCUUGGCCUCCAACAGAGGAACUUUGAUGGAGUUGGGUAUCUCCCCGAUUGUCACAUCCGGUCUCAUCAUGCAGCUCUUGGCUGGUGCCAAAAUUAUCGAAGUGGGCGACACUCCCAAGGACAGAGCGCUGUUCAACGGGGCCCAGAAACUUUUCGGUAUGGUGAUUACGAUCGGCCAGGCCAUCGUGUACGUCAUGACUGGCAUGUACGGUGAUCCCAGCGAGAUUGGUCGAGGUGUUUGCCUCUUGAUCGUCAUCCAGCUGUUCAUCGCCGGCCUGAUUGUGCUAUUGCUCGACGAGCUCUUGCAAAAGGGCUACGGUCUCGGCUCUGGCAUUUCGCUCUUUAUCGCCACCAACAUUUGCGAGACGAUCGUGUGGAAAGCGUUUUCGCCGACGACGGUCAACACGGGCCGAGGCACCGAGUUCGAAGGUGCCGUCAUCGCCCUUUUCCACUUGCUGGCCACCCGACAGGACAAGGUUCGCGCCCUGCGCGAGGCCUUCUACCGCCAGAACCUGCCCAACUUGAUGAACUUGUUGGCCACGGUCCUCGUCUUUGCCGUCGUCAUAUACUUCCAGGGCUUCCGCGUCGACUUGCCCAUCAAGUCUGCCAGAUACCGUGGCCAGUACUCUAGCUACCCCAUCAAGCUCUUUUACACGUCCAACAUCCCCAUUAUUCUCCAGUCUGCGUUGGUCUCCAACUUGUACGUCAUUUCUCAGAUGUUGGCGGUGAAAUUUGCUGGCAACUUUUUGGUCAACUUGCUCGGUGUUUGGGCUGACGUUGGCGGAGGCGGCCCUGCCCGCGCCUACCCCGUCGGCGGUCUCUGCUACUACCUUUCGCCGCCAGAGAGUCUGGGACACAUUGCCGAGGAUCCCAUCCACGCCUUCCUCUACAUUUGCUUCAUGUUGGGCUCGUGCGCCUUUUUCUCCAAGACGUGGAUUGACGUGUCUGGUUCAUCGGCCAAGGAUGUUGCUAAGCAGUUGAAGGAGCAGCAAAUGGUGAUGAGAGGUCACCGCGAAACGUCGAUGAUUCACGAGUUGAACCGAUACAUUCCGACGGCGGCAGCUUUCGGCGGUUUGUGCAUCGGUGCCCUGUCGGUCAUUGCCGACUUUAUGGGCGCCAUUGGUUCCGGCACGGGUAUCCUGUUGGCCGUGACCAUCAUCUACCAGUACUUUGAGAUCUUUGUCAAGGAGCAGAGUGAAAUGGGUGGCAUGAGCACGCUCCUCUUCUAGAACUAACGAAAAUUAUUUUCCUUUCUUUUUUUUUUUCUUUUUCCUUGCCUUUUCGUUCAUCCAAAGCGACAAGUUGACAUACAUAUGAAAAACUUAAUUUACCACCACCAUAUAGAGAGGAAUUGAUUUAUAAAACAACGCCCCACUCGCUCCGCCCCUUCACAAUGCAAUCGUCGUCAGGUGGACAAUUUUUUUUUUUUUAUUAUUGAAUUUUCCUCGAAAAUUCGACAACAGUUUCAGGACGUUGAAUUGUGUGUGGGGAAAGUGGGUCAAGUUUCAGAGUUGAGAGUAAAAGAAGACGGACUUGUUUGUACGUUGACCAAAAUAUAAUAAAUACAACACCUGAUGGAAACUGGA